AUGCUUGUCAACGCAAGACUCUCGUGGCAGCAUGCCGUCCUGUCGGCUCUCGUCAUGAGCUCUGCCGUCUCGGCCAACUACGGCUCCGUCCACGUCCGCCGCGGCGAGCAUGCCAUCCGCGACAUCCCUCCCAACAGAGAGCAUGCCCUGAAGGAGCGCGACCUUCUCUCCACUCUUUCGGGCUUGCUUGGAGGUGCCGGAGCAGGUGCCGGAAACAACGACGAUGCUGCUGAUGCGGCCGCCGGCCAGCAGCAGGGCGGAAAGGGCCAGGCCAAAGAGGGAGCUGCCGGCGCGGGUGAAGCCGCGGCUGGAGGCCAGGACGAGGAGGCCCAGGACGAGGAGGCCCAAGGAGAAGCCGCCCAGGGAGAAGCCGCCCAGGGAGAAGCCGCCCAGGGAGAAGCCGCCCAGGGAGAAGCCGCCCAGGGAGAAGCCGCCCAGGGUGAGGAUGCCCAGGAAGCCGACGACGAGGAGGCCCAAGAUGGCCAGGCACAAGGCCAAGAAAAGGGACAAGCCAAAGGAAAGGGCGCGCAGGGCGAGGCAGGCAACGCUGCUGGAGCUGGAGCUGCUGCAGGCAACGCGACUGCUGAGGCCGGAGCUGCCAAGGGCAAGGGAAAACAAAAUGGAGACGCAGCUCAAGCAGGCUGCGCUGCCGCCGCCGCCAACGCAGGUGAGGCUGCUGCCGCCAAGGGCAAGGGCAAAAACGGAAACUCUGCUGCUGCUGGCGGAGCCGCAGCUGGAAACGCAACAGCAGACGCCGGAGCCGAGCAGCAGCAAGGCAAGGGCAAAGGACAAGCCAACAACGCCCAAGAUGACGAGGAAGAUGCGCAGGCCGGAAAUGCCAACGCUGGUGAUGAGGAGGCAGCUGCUGGCAACGAAAACGCUGACCAGGAGGACGCCCAGGCCGAGGACGCCCAGAACCAGAACCAGGAUGCCGCAGCUGAGGACGCCCAGGCCGAGGACGCCCAGAACCAGAACCAGGAUGCCGCAGCUGAGGACGCGCAAGCUGAGGAUGCCCAGAACCAGAAGCAGGGCGCAGGAGCUGAAGACGCCCAGGCCGAGGACGCCCAGAACCAGAACCAGGACCAGGAUGCAGCAGCUGAGGACGCCCAGAACCAGAACCAGGACCAGGGCGCCGCAGCUGGCCAGCAGGCCGGCGCUGGUACCGGGAACGCCGCUGUUGAUGCUCUGAUCGCGGCUGGCAAGGUCAAGCUGAUGAAGACCCGCAACGUCAUGGCCAACGCGGCGUGGUAA
Molecule: messenger RNA, 1251 nt
Organism: Diaporthe citri
Lineage: Eukaryota; Fungi; Ascomycota; Sordariomycetes; Diaporthales; Diaporthaceae
Exons: 7
Coding region: 1-1251 (416 amino acids)
Source: RefSeq, a predicted model, not a curated record